AACGACCGUUUAACGUUGUUCAAUGCGCCUUGUUUGGAGAGCUAUAGAGUGCUAUGAGAGCAGAGUAUUGGAUAUAAUUCGGUAAAAAAAGCGAAGUUAGGUGUUACCAGAAACAAUUGAUUUAGAUUUUGUAGCUCCAGAAUAAUCUAACAAACAGAUGCGCGUUGUUCUAGGUGGAAGUCAAGUGGAUGAAACAACCGUAGUUCCCUUUUUUUGAGCACGCGGCUGGACGAUGUUCGUGAUUUGUGAGAUUUGCGAUAUCACCAUCAACACAGCUGAAGAAUAUGACCGUCACAUCAGCGGAAAAAGACACAUCAACCAACUGAACUACUACCGAGAGAAAAAGAAACAUGCUUCCUGCAGUGUGUUCGUGAAGGGAUUCCCACCAAAAACAACUGAGUGGGAGCUAAAAGUUUACUUCAACAACUUUGGACCUGUGGACAAAAUAAUUUUUGAUAAGAAGGACGAACGUUUCCCCCAGUAUGCCAUAAUAGAGUUUAAAUAUGAGCAGGCAGCUGAUAAUUGUCUGGGUUAUACUAAUCCCCACAUCCUUAACAGCACCAAACUAAACGUGAGGAAACGUGACUUCAAAGAGCUGUCAGAACAACCAUAUUUCCCAUGGCAGAAAGGAAGGGGCCAAACCCAUGCUUGGAACCAACCUGGAGGGGUCCAGCCUCCACAAAGGGCAUCCCAAAAUCAAUACGAUCCAAGCUGGGACUCACAGGCGGGGUCGGCAGGGUUCUACAAUCCCUCUGGGGGUCCUGGGUAUGAACCCCACUGGCAGAUGGAUGGUGGAUAUGGAAACAACAUGAGAAAUUUUGACCCAAGCUAUGAUCCAAAUAUAUAUCCUGAUUUUCAAGCAGGGUAUGGUCAACAAGGUCAAGGACAGCAAGGUCAAGGACAGCAAAGUCAGGGUCAAGGACAGCAAGGUCAAGGACAGCAAGGCCUACCAGGUAUUCCUGGGAAAAAGAAAAAGAAGAAGAAGAAAAAGGGAGGUGGUGAUCAAGCUCAGAGGGAUCAGCCUAAGAUAAAGAAAGAGGAUGUCAUUGAUCUGCCUGUUUCAGUGGAGGAUUUCCUAAAGGAAAUGAUGUCACAGACUCAAAAAGGGAUUCAGGCAGAAAUGGGCGUGCUGGCAGACCUAAUCCAAGUCACGUCACAGGAGCUCCAAUCUCGCUAUGUCAUCUGUAAAACUCUGGAGGAGGUCCUCUCCUUAUUCUUCCCAGGUGUGAGUAUCAACCAGUUUGGGUCGUCUGUGAAUGGUUUUGGUAUCAAAGGCUGUGACAUGGAUAUUUAUAUAGACCUUACCAAUCUGGGCAUUCCUUGUCGCUCACAGGCUAUAGACUUACCUUAUGUACGAGACAUCAGGUUCUUGAAGAAACAAAAGGGGCCUCUGGGUCAUGAUGACAUGGUCAAGAUUACGCCUAUUGAUAAAGCAAAACUGAUUUUGCGAAUCCUUGUCGAACAUGCUCCAUCUUGUUCAGAGUUGACAUUAAUACCAAGCAACCGAUGUCCAAUUGUACGUUUCACUCACUUGGAAUCUGGCAUCAAGUGUGAUCUCUCCAUUGACAACAAACUGGCCCUGCAGAACACUCGUCUUCUACAGACACUGAGUCUGUAUGAUCAGCGAGUACGCCCUCUUGUGUAUGUAGUGAGGUACUGGGCCAAGCUGAAAGGACUAGCAGGGAACCCACGAGCUUUACCAUGUCUCUCUAACUAUGCUCUCACUCUCAUGGUCAUCUACUACCUACAAAACCUUCGUCCUAAGGUGCUCCCAACCGUACAGGAAAUGGCCGAUCUUUGUGGUCAUCAACGUACAAUAAUCAACAAAUGGGAUUGUUCCUUUGUGGCCGCACAGUUCAUACCUCCCACCAUGAAUUCACAGACAACAGAGGAGCUGUUGGCAGGCUUUUUCUCCUUCUUUGCGGAGUUUGAUUUCCACACCUUAGGCAUGUAUAUGCGAACUGGACAACCGUUCCCUGUUGCUGAGGCAGUAAAUUUAGGAAUUCCUAUGAAGAUCGGGAUGUUUAACAUCCAAGAUCCGUUUGUACUGGACCACAAUAUCACUUUCAACAUCAACGAGAAGAUGCGGCAGCUGAUUGCGAUGGAGUUCCGUGUGGCGGCAGCUAAAGCGGCCAAGUGGAAUAAUCCAGAUAAUACUGGCACAAGGACCAUACUGGAUCUGUUUACAGAAGAGGUCCCCGAAGGAGUGGAGUUUACCGACCUCACUAGCAAGACAACCUCUGGAAUCCAGCUCGGUGAAUAUCAGUUUACUCUGGAACUCAAGAUGGAUAACCUUGAUCAGGGUUUGCUUCAUACACUGAGAAGGACUGGCAAUAUACAGGUGGCCUGGUGCAAAAAAAUGUGUGUUUUUGCCUAUGGCAUUCUGGAACGUGUGCUCAUGUAUGAUAUAGAAAUCAACAAAACCAAUAUAACGGAUCCCCUGCCAAAGUCACGCUACUAUAAUCACAAGGCUAAAGGCAGGAAACGUUCCAACAGCUCCAAUUCACAGGAUGCUGAAAGCAAGAAAACAAAAACGGCGGAUACAACACAGGAACCUGAAACUUCUAAGGAUGGGGAGAGUGGCGAGAAGGAAAAUAUAAAUGUUUUGCCAGGCCCUGGUGUAGAACUGGAAACAGAUUCUACACAGACAGUCGGAACUGUGACUGGAGCCGAAGGGGGGCAAGAGGCUGAGCCAAUGGAAGAAGAUAAAACCGAAAGCUACGAGGAUGCCGAUGUUUACCUUGACAUGGAUGUAAAGAUUUUCUGUAGAACAUGGGCAGAACGCAAAAAAUUCAUGUCAGCCUUCAAGGAACGUGGUUACACAGACAGUAUUGAGUUAGAACAGGCGGUAUCGGAACGCCUGUAUUACGACCACUUUAAGACGGCCAAGUUUCCUAUUGUGGAGUACAACUUUGUUAUCAAGUCCAUUGUGAAUGGAAGUAACGCUGUACUGCUUAUCACUGCAAAUGGUGACAAAGACCAAAAGGAGUUUUACUGUGUCUUUCAUUACAUCAAAAAGUUUCUCACCAAAAUGGCAGAUAAGCAUUUCUCAUAGAACUUGAUUAAUUCGCAAGUACUUCCAAGUAGAAUAUCACUCCAGGGGACUCUGUUGAUAAGACAUAUUCUGUGGGUAGAAAAAUUGCUUGGAUAUAGAUAAGUACUGCUCAGCAUAUAAUCACAUUGAACAGCUGUCAUGUUCUUGAAUAGAUCACAUUGUAUCAACUGAUUCUGAAUGCUUCAAGUGAAAUAUUACAGUGGACAAUUCUCUAAUCCUAUAGUAUGUGUCGUGUACUGAAGAUUUCUAGUGCUUCAAGUAAAAUUCCACAUUUUGUAAUUUCACAUCUAUUUGAUGAAAUAAUAUAAAAUCAUGCCAGUGUAU
This is a messenger RNA of Pecten maximus, 3379 nucleotides long. RefSeq names its product speckle targeted PIP5K1A-regulated poly(A) polymerase-like. The record is from RefSeq and is a predicted model, not a curated record. Bases 233 to 3055 code for a protein of 940 amino acids. The transcript is spliced from 11 exons. Gene Ontology annotation, molecular function: RNA binding; poly(A) RNA polymerase activity. Gene Ontology annotation, biological process: mitochondrial mRNA polyadenylation. Lineage: Eukaryota; Metazoa; Mollusca; Bivalvia; Pectinida; Pectinidae.